AUGAGUUGUAAUUCAGACAAGGUUGGCUUGGACAAUGCCGGAAAGACUACAGUGUUAUAUAAGCUUAAACUUGGGGAAGCGACUACUACCAUACCAACAAUUGGAUUCAACUUAGAAACGGUGGAGUAUCGCAACGUUUCAUUUACGGUAUGGGAUGUGGGGGGACAGCAACGAAUUCGUGCGCUCUGGAAAUACUAUUUCCGCGAUACUGACGCAAUUAUUUUUGUUGUGGACAGCGCUGACAGAGAACGCAUUGAGGAAGCGCGCCAAGAGCUCCACUCACUCAUUGAUGAUCCGGAGUUGCGUGAUAAGCUGCUUUUGGUUUUCGCAAACAAACAAGAUAUGCCGAAUGCUAUGGAUGCCACCGAAGUUUCGAAAAGCCUUCAUAUUAGGAAUAUUAGGGACAGAGAGUGGUACGUGCAGCAAUCAAAUGCUAUCAGUGGUGAAGGUCUCAUCGAGGGUUUGGAGUGGCUCCAUUCUCAAUUGGUGAAGAAGUAG
Angiostrongylus costaricensis is the source of this 498-nucleotide messenger RNA. NCBI's taxonomy places the organism in Eukaryota, Metazoa, Nematoda, Chromadorea, Rhabditida, Metastrongylidae. The record is from the annotation of a GenBank genome assembly.